Messenger RNA from Cylindrotheca closterium, 780 nucleotides. The record is from the annotation of a GenBank genome assembly. NCBI's taxonomy places the organism in Eukaryota, Bacillariophyta, Bacillariophyceae, Bacillariales, Bacillariaceae.
AUGAAUUCAUCGUGGAAGAGCUUGUGUCUUCUUGGCUUUUUGAUUGCCAGUCUUGAGGUGCCCAUUGAAGCAUUCUCGACGAGUUCGCAAACAUCACCAAUCCGAGACCAAUCGGAUCGUAGGAGCUUUGUCACACAAACCUUGGGCGGAAUUGUCUCAGGAGCUGGAAUCCUGACAUCGAGUCCUUCUCCUAGCUUUGCAUAUGAUACAGCCCGGGUCCAGAAAUGGCCAGGAGUGGAAUACUUGGAGCCGUUUUGUGAAUUUCAAUUGGCGAUUCAAGCCGUGGCCAUAGCGGCUGAAGACGAAUCCAAAUAUCCUCUGAUAAAGAAACGACUGGAACAAUUUUUCAAGGGAGCUGUCAUGUCCGAGCGCAAUCUCUAUGCUGGUAUUGCCUUGACAUAUACCAACAAAAUCAAGUACGAUCCACAAGAGCUACCGAAUUAUGUCCAACUGGACCAGCAAGAACGAUUCAAUCUAGUGGAGGAUACCAUGAUCAAUCUCAAAAAUUUAAUGGUGAGCAUUCCAGCCACACCUACUGCGACUUACAACAAGCAAGAUAUUCUAGAUUAUGCCAAUGGAGCCACCGUAUCCUUAAAACGGUGGUUUGCAUUAAUCCCGAAAGAGGACGUAGACAAAGCAAUGAAACUUUUCAUGGUGUCGCGAUUUGCCGACGCCAACAAGGAUGGUAGGGUCGAUUUGGAAGAGUCGGAGGCUAUACCUGAGGAGUAUCGGGAGCUAUGGAAGAAGCGGCUUGGAUUCAUUGGAGCAUUAACAAUUUGA